Aspergillus clavatus NRRL 1 is the source of this 1548-nucleotide messenger RNA. RefSeq names its product snoRNP complex protein NOP56 (gene sik1). Gene Ontology annotation, cellular component: small-subunit processome; box C/D methylation guide snoRNP complex. Gene Ontology annotation, molecular function: snoRNA binding. The record is from RefSeq and is a predicted model, not a curated record. NCBI's taxonomy places the organism in Eukaryota, Fungi, Ascomycota, Eurotiomycetes, Eurotiales, Aspergillaceae. The transcript is spliced from 3 exons. The coding region runs from base 1 to 1548 and encodes 515 amino acids.
AUGGCCGAUUUUCUUCUCUUUGAGGGCCCUAUGGGCUACUCAAUUUUCAAGGUCGCCCAUCAGGGAGACAGCGUGGGCAACCGCUUGAAAGAGGUUCAGGAGGGCGUUGAUGAUCUGGCUAAGUUUGGAAAGAUGGUUGAAUUGGCCGGUUUCUUGCCUUUUGAAAACAACAAGCAGGCUCUUAGCGAAAUUAAUGAUGUCUCGGAAGGUGUUGCUUCUGAUACUCUCGUCAAUUUUCUCGAACUGAAUCUUCCCAAGCCCAACAAGAAGAAGAAGAUCAUUUUGGGACUUGCUGAUAAGGCCCUGGCUGGAAGCAUCAAAUCGGCCUUCCCUUUCAUCGAUUGCGAGACUGGCGAUACCAGCGAUGUUGUACAGGAUAUGCUUCGUGGUGUCAGACUUCACGCCACCAAGUUGCUGAAGCAGCUCCGGGAGGGUGAUAUGGAUACUGCCCAGCUCGGUCUUGGUCACGCCUACUCUCGUGCCAAGGUCAAGUUCUCCGUGCAGCGUGACGACAACCAUAUCAUCCAGGCUAUCGCCAUCCUGGAUCAGCUCGACAAGGCCAUCAACACUUUCUCCAUGAGAGUGAGAGAGUGGUACUCGUGGCACUUCCCCGAACUCAUCAAGAUUGUUUCGGACAAUCAGCGCUACGCUCAAGUUGCCCUGUUCGUCAAGGACAAGAAUAACCUGACCGAUGAGAGCCUGCACGACCUUGCCGCCCUUGUCGAGGAUGACGAGGGUGUUGCUCAGAGCAUUAUUGAUGCCGCUAAGCACAGUAUGGGUCAGGAGAUCUCCGACUCUGACAUGGAGAACGUCAUUGCCUUUGCUCAGAGAGUCGUCAGCCUUUCCAAGUACCGCAAGUCUCUGCACUCUUACUUGGUUUCUAAGAUGAGCGUUGUCGCUCCUAACCUUGCUGCGCUGAUUGGAGAGAUUGUUGGCGCUCGUCUGAUCUCGCACGCCGGAAGCUUGACGAAUCUGUCCAAGUACCCCGCUUCUACUGUUCAGAUUCUCGGCGCUGAGAAGGCUCUUUUUAGAGCUCUGAAGACCAAGGGAAACACCCCCAAGUAUGGUCUUCUGUACCACUCUUCCUUCAUUGGUCGUGCUGGCCCCAAGAACAAGGGCAGAAUCUCUCGAUUCCUCGCCAACAAGUGUUCUAUUGCUUCCAGAAUUGACAACUUCUCCGAGGAACCCUCGACCAAGUUUGGAGAAGUUCUGAAGCAGCAGGUUGAGGAGCGUCUGGAGUUCUAUGCCUCCGGCGCCGCCCCUACCAAGAACGAAGUUGCCAUGAAAUCUGCCAUGGAUGCUGUCCUGGCCGACAUGGACAUUGACGCUGACCAGAGCGAUAAGGAGAUGGAGGACGCCGACAAGAAGGCCGAGAAGAAGGAGAAGAAGGAUAAGAAAGAGAAGAAGGAAAAGAAGGAGAAGAAGGACAAGGGUGAGAAGGAAGAGAAGAAGAAGAAGCGGAAGUCUGACGUUGGCGGCGAGUCUGACAAGAAGAAGCGGAAGCACGACAGCGAUGCUGAGCCUUCCAAGAAGAAGAAGAAGGUCUAA